CAUAACUAAAGUUAUAGAAUCUGAAUCAGGUCUUGUCGCUUUUCGUCUCUCUCUGUCUCUUCGUGUUCUCUUUCUCUCUCUGUCGCUUCUAAACAUUCAGAUCGCUAGCUAGCUCUGGUCGUGCGCAUCUAAUUUGCUGCUGUAUUCCUUCUUUUUUUCCCAGAGCUGAGCUCUCAACACGUUCGCAAAAAUGAACAAAAGUCCACGCAUCGAUAUCCCUUCAUCGUCUUCUCCAGCUUCAGUUUCUGCAGAUGGUGAGCUCAAUGAAGACGACAUCUUCUCGAUAGACGUAACUCACACUCCGCCGUCUUCUUCUCCUUCGCAACACCCACCUGCUCGCCAGCUUCAGAGGAGCAAAAGCGGUUUGAAAAACGUGGAAGCUUCUGGUAUCCUCGCUGCUCUUCCCGAACCUUCUGGCAACAGCUACCUCAACCACGUCUUUCACCAUAAGCCUGCAGCUUCUUCCUCGCCUUCUUCAUCUUCCGCUAGAACCAUUCCCUCAGCUCCUAAACCGCCUCAAGAGAGGCUUCCAUAUACAGCUUCUUUUAUAGGUGGAGGGAAGUUUCCUCAGUCAGCUCCGGUUCAAGUGCCGUUAGCAUCUUUGGCCAUGAUGAAUCGUCAUAAGAAGGAGUUCAAGCUUACUGAUGUGGUGGAUGAGGAUGAGGAGGAGGAAGAAGAAGAAGGCGAAAUGCUUCCUCCACAUGAGAUUGUAGCUCGGUCUUUGGCGAAGUCUUCUUUAUUGUCUUGCUCGGUUCUUGAAGGAGCUGGAAGAACACUUAAAGGGAGAGAUCUCCGGCAGGUAAGGAAUGCUGUUUUCAGAAGAACCGGUUUCAUAGAUUGAGUUUUGUUUUUUCACCUUAAGACCAUUCUUUAAUUUGUUAUCCAAUUGAACCUGUAUGUUCACCUUAUCCAAUUUGGUCACAGAAACUUUCCAAUGUAUGUUCAUAUACAGUAUGUUUUGUCUACUUCAUAUCAAAGACUGAGAUGUGAUAUCACGUGUUUAUAUAAUUGUUGAUGAGACACAGAA
Molecule: messenger RNA, 1027 nt
Organism: Brassica oleracea var. oleracea
Lineage: Eukaryota; Viridiplantae; Streptophyta; Magnoliopsida; Brassicales; Brassicaceae
Exons: 2
Coding region: 191-841 (216 amino acids)
Source: RefSeq, a predicted model, not a curated record